This is a messenger RNA of Thlaspi arvense, 456 nucleotides long. Lineage: Eukaryota; Viridiplantae; Streptophyta; Magnoliopsida; Brassicales; Brassicaceae. The record is from the annotation of a GenBank genome assembly.
AUGCACGAGCUGGAUGGUGAAGAUGCAAGACUUGCGGAUUACUUUGACGUUAUUGCGGGAACAAGCACGGGUGGUCUCAUAACUGCAAUGUUGGCUGCCCCCAAUGAAAACAACCGUCCUCUCUUUGUAGCCAAGGCCAUUGCCCAUUUUAUCUCCAGCAUGGCCCUAAGAUCUUCCCUCAAAAAGGGAACCGGCUCCGCAAAGGUGGAGAAGAAAAAAAACAAGAAGGGUUUCCAGAGAGAUUUCUUACCCUUCAUCAACCUUAUACUCAACAAUUACUUUGAGGAAGAUACGUUGAGUGGGAAGGACGCUUCGGUUGAUGUGUCCACCAAGGAGAACUUCGAAAAGCUGGUUGAAAUCGGAGAGAGGUUGUUGAAGAAGCCAGUUUCGAGGGUGAACUUGGAGAUGGUUUCUCCGAGCCAAUUGAAAACGGUGGCACAAAUGAAGAUGCUUUGA